Messenger RNA from Penicillium expansum, 1101 nucleotides. Its product is annotated as zinc-dependent alcohol dehydrogenase. The record is from RefSeq and is a predicted model, not a curated record. The coding region runs from base 1 to 1101 and encodes 366 amino acids. Lineage: Eukaryota; Fungi; Ascomycota; Eurotiomycetes; Eurotiales; Aspergillaceae. Gene Ontology annotation, molecular function: zinc ion binding; oxidoreductase activity. The transcript has 3 exons.
AUGCAGAUCCCCAAAACUCACAAAGCCGUAGUCUAUGACCAACCUGGCAAAAUUUCCACUAGCUUAUUGGAAAUAGAGACUCCCGCUCCAGGGCAUGGGCAAGUCCUGAUCAAGAUGACUCAUUCCGGAAUAUGCCACUCCGACCUUAGUCUUAUGGCCAAAACGCUCACUGUUCAGUGGAGUUGGCUUCCGGAACCUGUCAAGGCCGGACAGAUCGGUGGCCACGAAGGCGUUGGCGUCGUCGCACAGCUGGGACCCUCAUCUGAGACAUCCGGUGUUAAAGUAGGCGACCGCGUGGGCAUCAAAUGGAUUGCGUCUGCAUGUGGCAGCUGUAUGCCUUGCUUGGCCGGCGCUGACGGGGUGUGUGAAAACGCCGUUGUGUCGGGGUAUACAUGCCCGGGUACAUUUCAGCAAUACACUUUGGCACCUGCUCACUACGUAACGCCCAUUCCCGACGGAUUGGCUAGUGAGGUCGCGGCACCACUCCUGUGCGGUGGUCUGACGGUAUACUCGGCUCUCAAGAAAUGCAGAGCUCACGCGGGAGAUUGGGUGGUCAUCGCCGGAGCCGGUGGUGGACUCGGGCACCUUGGAGUACAACUUGGUGGCCGAGGAAUGGGAUUCAGAAUAAUUGGAUUGGACAUAGGAUCGAAAGAGGAGUUUGUCAAGGAUUGCGGCGCAGAAGCCUUUGUCGACAUCUCCGAAUAUCCUACAUCUGAUGGCAAGACUGCUGCUGACCGCAUAUUAGAGAUUACUGGUAAUCUCGGCGCGGCGGCAUCUAUAGUCUGUAGCGGAAGUAAUGCUGCAUAUGAUGAGGCACUGUCUUACUUGAGAUUCAAUGGCACGCUUGUCUGUGUUGGUGUUCCAUACGAGGCGAAAGCCAUUGCUAGUGCCUUUCCUCAUGCUCUGGUUAGCAAACAAUUAGCCAUCGUUGGAAGCACUGUUGGCAAUCGUCGGGAGGCGAUUGAAACCUUGGCCAUGGCUAAAAGGGUUGCCACAACACCUUUCCAGGUCGAGAAGGUCGAGAACAUCAAUACCGUGUUCAAUGAAAUGAAAGCAGGGAAGUUACAGGGCCGAGUUGUGCUAGACCUUCAAUCAUUUUAG